AUGAAAGUAUUGGUUAUUGGCCUUGGAGGUGUAACAAAUGGGGGGAAAACAACGCUGGCAGAAAAGCUUAAGAAAAUGCUUCCCAACUGUGAUAUAAUCUCUCAAGAUGACUUCUUCAAGCCAGAGUCUGAAGUAGAAACAGAUGAACGUGGAUUUAAGCUAUAUGACGAACUUGAUGCCCUCUAUAUGGAUGAAAUGGUGAAAAGUAUUCACAAUUGGAUGAAAAGACCAGCAAGCUCAGGUGUUGUGACAGAAGAGACGCAGAAUACAUGUGACAAUCUGAAAAAUAGAGAUGACAUUUAUAUUUUGAUUGUAGAAGGCUUUCUGCUAUACAAUUAUGAGCCGCUUAAUGAACUAUGGAAUAGAAGAUAUUUUUUGACCCUUCCUUACGAAGAGUGCAAAAGGAGAAGGAGCACCAGAGUCUAUCAGCCAGCAGAUACACCGGGGUACUUCGAUGGACAUGUGUGGCCUAUGUAUCUGAAAUAUAAAAACGAAUUGGAAGAGAAUUCAAGUAACAUUGUUUAUUUGGAUGGCACAAAACCCAAGAGGAGCUUCUGUCCUGUGUGUAUAGUGAUAUAA
Molecule: messenger RNA, 579 nt
Organism: Antrostomus carolinensis (chuck-will's-widow)
Lineage: Eukaryota; Metazoa; Chordata; Aves; Caprimulgiformes; Caprimulgidae
Product: nicotinamide riboside kinase 1
Source: RefSeq, a predicted model, not a curated record